CUGAUCAUAUGGAUUGAAAUUACUACACUAGCUUGUCAAUUAUCAUUUCGAAUGGUUGAAUUACGAAAAAUGAUUCCAUUUUCUAAUGUUUUGAUCCCAACCAAUCUGUCGAAUACAUUUUCAUAUUGUCAAACCGAUAGUAAUUUAUCAGAUGUUAAUUUCGAACCAUUAUUAGAGUUACAAGAAAUUAAAAACGAUAGUUUGCUAACAAUGAUUGAGUCUGGUGGCCGAUAUAAACCACGCGGAUGUCAUGCAUUACAAAAUGUGGCCAUUGUUGUACCAUAUCGAAAUCGCAGUGAUCAAUUACAAAUUUUUGUUCACAAUAUUCAUAAAUUUCUUACUGGUCAAAAUCAAGUUCAAUAUCAAUUGUUUAUCGUUGAACAACGCGAUCGUAAGCAAUUUAAUCGUGCAAAAUUACUCAACGUCGGUUUCAAUGAAGCCAUCCGUUUUAAUAGUUUCGAUUGUUUCAUAUUCCAUGAUGUGGAGCUAUUACCAUUGGAUCUACGUAAUCUAUACUUGUGUUCUGAUCAGCCGCGACACAUGUCAUCAAAUAUUGUUCGAUUCGCUUAUUUCUAUGAAGAACUAUUCGGUGGUGCCUGUGCGAUCGAAACAUCAAUCGUAUAUGAUGUGAACGGAUUUUCUAAUCAAUUCUUUGGAUGGGGUGGCGAAGAUGAUGAAAUGCGAUCUCGAUUAGUACGUAAAGGAUAUCGAAUACAGCGUUUUCCAUCGGAAAUUGCCCGCUAUAUAAAACUUCCACAUCCUAAAGAUAAUUACAAUGAUCCGAAUCCAAAUAGAUUUCGUUUAAUUAAAGAAAGUGCUCAAACAUCAGUCAACGACGGCCUGAUUAAUCUUGAUUAUAUUCUACGUCCAAUAGUCGAACAUUCGCUUUAUGUCGUUAUACCUGUCGAAUUCUGAACAUGUGUAUAUUUAAAUUAAAUAAAUGAAUAAAU
Molecule: messenger RNA, 950 nt
Organism: Dermatophagoides farinae (American house dust mite)
Lineage: Eukaryota; Metazoa; Arthropoda; Arachnida; Sarcoptiformes; Pyroglyphidae
Product: beta-1,4-galactosyltransferase 1
Biological process (GO): carbohydrate metabolic process; glycosphingolipid biosynthetic process
Cellular component (GO): Golgi apparatus
Molecular function (GO): galactosyltransferase activity; N-acetyl-beta-glucosaminyl-derivative 4-beta-N-acetylgalactosaminyltransferase activity
Source: RefSeq, a predicted model, not a curated record